UGUUUCCUUGCAGGUAACCAUGCUUGACAGAGGAAAAACAAUGAUUCCAAGCACCACCCUCCUUUUGAAGUUCCCAGUCUGUUAUUCAAACUCAAUCAGCAUGACAGAGUGAUCUCCAGCCUUGUCCUCGUCAACACACACCUGUGUUAAUGAGAGAAUCACUGACAUUAUGUCAACUGGUCCUUUUGUGGCAGGGCUGAAAUGCAGUGAAAAUGUUUUUGGGGGAUUCAGUUAAUUUUCAUGGCAAAGAGGGACUUUGCAAUUAAUUGCAUUUCAUCUGAUCACUCUUCAUAACAUUCUGGAGUAUAUGCAAAUUGCCAUCAUACAAACUGAGGCAGCAGACUGAAAAUUAAUAUUUGUGUCAUUCUCAAAAACCUUUGGCCACGACUGUACAACAUGUUUGCAUGGUUGGGCCCGUGGAUAAACAGUCGAAAGCUUUAUGCUGAAAAAUGUUUAUAGCAACCAGAAGGAUGUAAAGGAGUUGGUUAGUGGAAUGAUGGAGACUCCCAACCAGAAGGAUGUAAAGGAGUUGGUUAGUGGAAUGAUGGAGACUCCCAACCAGAAGGAUGUAAAGGAGUUGGUUAGUGGAAUGAUGGAGACUCCCAACCAGAAGGAUGUAAAGGAGUUGGUUAGUGGAAUGAUGGAGACUCCCAACCAGAAGGAUGUAAAGGAGUUGGUUAGUGGAAUGAUGGAGAGCCCAACCAGAAGAAUGUAAAGGAGUUGGUUAGUGGAAUGAUGGAGACUCCCAACCAGAAGGAUGUAAAGGAGUUGGUUAGUGGAAUGAUGGAGACUCCCAACCAGAAGGAUGUAAAGGAGUUGGUUAGUGGAAUGAUGGAGACUCCCAACCAGAAGGAUGUAAAGGAGUUGGUUAGUGGAAUGAUGGAGACUCCCAACCAGAAGGAUGUAAAGGAGUUGGUUAGUGGAAUGAUGGAGACUCCCAACCAGAAGGAUGUAAAGGAGUUGGUUAGUGGAAUGAUGAAGACUCUCAACCUUCACAUGUAUAGAGGCUUUGUUCCUUGUUCAAAAGCAGAACGCAAAGGUAUGACAAGGAAUCAGGAAAUAUGGACACUCACUAUCAAGAAAACAACCUGAUAUCUUCUGUAACCUACCUGUUUGCUGCUGGUACUGACACCACAAGGACAACCCUUCGAUGGGGUCUGAUGCUUAUGGACAAGUGUAACCAUACAUUACAGGUUCCCAAAUGAGAUGAGCAGGGUCAUAAGAAGUCAUCAGGCCUUCGUAGAACACAGGAAGAACCUGCCCUACACUGAUGCAGUGAUCCAUGAGACCCAAAGACUGGCCAACAUUGUACCCAUGUCCAUCCCUCACACCACCAGCCGAGACAUCACCUUCCAGGGAUACUUCAUCAAAAAGGGGACUGAUGUGUUACCUCUGCUGACGUCUGUCCUGCGAGAUGAGAGCGAAUGGAAGAGCCCUCACACCUUUAACCCCGACCACUUUCUGGAUGAGGAAGGUCGAUUCGUCAUUAAGGAUGCCUUCAUGCCCUUCUCUGCAGACCGGGUCCAAGAGGAGAUAAGCAGAGUCAUAGGAAGUCGUCAGGCCUUGGUAGAGGACAGGAAGAACCUGCCCUACACUGAUGCAGUGAUCCAUGAGACCCAAAGACUGGCCAACAUUGUACCCAUGUCCAUCCCUCACACCACCAGCCAAGACAUCACCUUCCAAGGCUCCAUCAGGAAGGUCGUAGGGUGUGUCUCGGAGAGAGUCUGGUCAGGAUGGAGCUCUUCCUUUUCUAUGGUCCUCAUGCUGUCUUCCUCAUCUUCCUCUUUCAGGUCGUAGGGUGUGUCUCGGAGAGAGUCUGGUCAGGAUGGAGCUCUUCCUUUUCUAUGGUCCUCAUGCUGUCUUCCUCAUCUUCAUCUUCCAGGUCGUAGGGUGUGUCUAGGAGAUAGUCUGGUCAGGAUGGAGCUCUUCCUUUUCUAUUGUCCUCAUGCUGUCUUCCUCAUCUUCCUCUUCCAGGACGUAGGGUGUGUCUAGGAGAGAGUCUGGCCAGGAUAGAGCUCUUCCUUUUCUAUUGUCCUCAUGCUCUCUUCCUCAUCUUCCUC
Messenger RNA from Oncorhynchus nerka (sockeye salmon), 2060 nucleotides. Its product is annotated as cytochrome P450 2K1-like. Gene Ontology annotation, biological process: xenobiotic metabolic process. NCBI's taxonomy places the organism in Eukaryota, Metazoa, Chordata, Actinopteri, Salmoniformes, Salmonidae. The transcript has 5 exons. The record is from RefSeq and is a predicted model, not a curated record. Gene Ontology annotation, molecular function: oxidoreductase activity, acting on paired donors, with incorporation or reduction of molecular oxygen, reduced flavin or flavoprotein as one donor, and incorporation of one atom of oxygen; heme binding; iron ion binding. Bases 1207 to 1797 code for a protein of 196 amino acids. Gene Ontology annotation, cellular component: intracellular membrane-bounded organelle; cytoplasm.